UGCACGUUGUUUGCUUUGCUCGCGCUGCAGGGGAAUUCGCGGGGAAUUUGGGGCGGGGGUUGGACCCUCCUUUUCUUGGCGGGUAUCGGGCGUGCGGUCCCGAUGCCCGUAAUGUUCGGAGGCAGAGGGCAAGGGCGCCUCGCCCCUCGGCGUCAUGUCUUCGGUGCCGGCGGCUUCCCAUCCGCCGGUUCUAUCCUCAAGCGCCGGGACACGCUACUGCAGCGGGGCGGACGGGACGGGCUCGGCGGGCACCUCCUCCUCGGGUCCCCUAAACACGCUCCUCUUACCAUUUCAGGCCCCAGGAGCCGGAGCUGUCGCGUCCCCCUCCCCCCCACCAACCCCCGCGCCUCGCCGAGCGUGGCAGCCAAUAAAGACCGUUGUUGUGUACCGUGGUCAGUGUGUCCGGGUUCUGUGUUCCGCGGCUGUCGCCGGACGUGGUCAUGCGCGCUGAGCCGGGAUCGUAAAGGCGGCCGCGGGUCCCGUGGCACUGCCAGAGCUUCCCCGUGGCCUCGGGAUGGCAGCGCUGCGCCGAGUGCUCCGAGUGGCCACGCGGACGGCGGGGGCGCGCCGCGCCGAGUCGGGCUCCCUGGCCAGUAGCUGUCUGGCCGAUCACCGCCUCUGGGAUCAGCUCCAUGCCCGGCCCCGACCCGCUAACGACCCCACCUUCGACUGGUUCUUUGGCUACGACGAAGCCCAGAGCCUCCUCCUGCCAUUAAUAAAGAGGGCACCGGCAGUGGAAACAACGCGGGUGCUGGAUGUGGGCUGUGGCACCUCAGGCCUGUGCACGGGCCUCUACACCAAGUGCCCACACCCUGUGGACGUGCUCGGGGUGGACUUCUCUCCUGUGGCUGUGGCUCACAUGAACAGCCUUCUGGAAGGUGGCCAAGGUCAAACAUUGUGUCCUGGGCACCCUGCUUCCCGCCUCCGCUUCAUGCAGGCAGAUGCCCAGAACCUGAAGUCAGUGGCGACUUCCGGCUUCUUCCACUUAGUGCUGGAUAAAGGCACCUGGGAUGCCGUAAUCCGGGGUGGUCUGCCUGGAGCUCACCGGCUACUGUCAGAAUGCUUGAGGGUUCUAAGCCCCCAGGGAACCCUGAUUCAGUUUUCCGAUGAGGACCCUGACGUUCGGAUGCCUUGUCUGGAGCAAGGCUCCCGGGGCUGGACUAUUUCUGUGCAGGAGCUUGGCCCCUUUCGAGGCAUCAGCUACUUUGCUUACUUGUUUCAAGGUCAGCAUUAAGGGUUAGAUGGUGGUAGAGGAAAAGGAGAUGCUUGGACACCCUGGGUUUGAUCCAGGCACCAAAAAUAAAGAUCCUUAUUUUAGAGGCCAAAGAAAUAGAGCGCUGGCCUUCUAAGACAACCCAGGUUCUAUCCCUCGCAUCCCAUAUGGUCCCCUGAGAACUACCAGAAGUGAUUCCUGCCUGAAUGCAGAGCCAGGAGUAAAUCCUGAGCAUCGCAGGGUGUGGCCAAAAAUUUUAAAUAAAGACUUGAUUAAAAUGACUAC
Sorex araneus (European shrew) is the source of this 1498-nucleotide messenger RNA. RefSeq names its product citrate synthase lysine methyltransferase (gene CSKMT). The record is from RefSeq and is a predicted model, not a curated record. Lineage: Eukaryota; Metazoa; Chordata; Mammalia; Eulipotyphla; Soricidae. The transcript is spliced from 2 exons. The coding region runs from base 515 to 1234 and encodes 239 amino acids.